GCUCGCGCGUCCGACCGGGCAGGACCUAGUCGUGGUGCGCGCGUGGCGUGUACGUGUGUAUGAUCGAUUGCGGGGUAGUCGCGAGCGCGCUCCUUCCCAAUUUCCGCGACGAUCCAUCCGACACAUCGCCGUCGUCGCGGUGCCUAUCGAUCAGCGCUCAUCCUCGAGAUGACGUCGCGGCCGCGCCGUCACCCUCGCUGAAGCCUCCUUCUCCCCCCUCCCCCCUCUUGCCUCGUCUCACCAGCUGCUCCUCCCCGUCGAUGAAGCGGCCCCGUCGUCAGGAUGAUGCAGGACGUCUCCGCCGGCGCACCCGCCGCCGACGAUCAGCAUGCCGCCUCCAAGUCGGUGCUGCUCAACACCUUCGUCGUGAAGAAGAAGCGGUGCCGCGUAUACUUUCAUCGCGGCAUGCUCAUCUGGGAGACCGAGCGACCGCCUUACACCAGAUGGACCCUGCCCCUGACGGACGUGCUGGCGGUGCGCUACGGCGACGACUGGAUACCGGGUGUGAGCGUUAAGGAGAAGCAGCCGGCGCAGCCGACCUCACCGACCACGGUGUGCCCGACCAACUUCAUCCUGCACUACGCCGUGCGCGGGUCCAAGAACAAAUGGCGGCACCACAGCGUGACGAUGAGCCACACGGAUCCGCGGCAGGUCGCCUCGUGGGUGAAAACCAUUCGCAACUACCUCCUGGGCCUGACUUAUCGGCCGCGAAAGGUGAUGCUGUUCAUCAAUCCCUAUGGCGGUAAGAAAAAAGGUGUCAAGAUCUGGGAGAAGGAUGUCCAGCCGCUCAUGACCAUCGCCGGCAUUGAGACAAAAAUGAUGGUCACAGAGCGUGCCGGCCACAUUCGCGACGCACUGCUCACGGCCGACUUGAGUGACCUACAUGCGGUGGUGUGCAUCGGCGGCGACGGCACGUUCUCCGAGGUGUUCAACGGGCUGAUACUGAGGGCGGCGAAGGAUCAGCAGAUCGAUCCCAACGACCCUGACGCCCGGCUGCCCGUGCCCGCCCUGCCCGUCGGCGUCAUACCCAGCGGUAGCACCGACACGGUCGCCUACAGCCUGCACGGCACCACCGACGUGGAGACCGCCGCCAUACAUAUCAUCUUCGGCGACUCGAUCGGCGUGGACAUCUCGUCGGUCCACAACAAUCGCACCUUGCUCAGGUUCUACGCCAGCGUGCUCAGCUACGGUUACCUGGGCGACGUGAUCCGCGACAGCGAAAAGUUCCGCUGGAUGGGACCGCGUAGAUACGAGUGGUCCGGAUUCAAGAAGAUGUUAGCGAACAGGGGCUACGAGGGUGAGAUCGAGCUGCUGUCGGACCCGUGCCACCCGGCGGGCAGCACCAGGUGCAUGAAGAAUUGCCUGCGCUGCCUGCAGCACAUGCACAACAGCAUCCCCGACGGGGAGAUCUCCAGGUGGGUGACUGUCAGAGGGAAGUUCUUCAUGGUGAACGGCGCGAACGUGUCGUGUGCGUGCUCGAAAUGCCCCAACGGCUUCAGUCCGCACUGUCACAUAGGCGACGGCUGCGUGGACAUAAUUCUAAUUCGACACACAUCCCUGAUAAACAACCUCAGAUUACUCCUCAGGCUGUCCAGCAAACGGAAGACUUUGUACGAGCUUCCGUUUGUCGAGGUCUACCGGGCGAGGGAAUUCACGUUCCGCGCCCUGCCGACGCUGCAGUUCGAGAACGGGCUGAACACGGCCCGCACGGGCUCGCGGCUCAGCGUGUGGAACUGCGACGGCGAGAUGAUCGACAACACCAAUGUGAAAAUCAGGGUACACUGCCAAUUACUGAAGGUCUACACGAGACGGACCCAGGAAUCGGCACGGGAGCCGGCGUGCCUCAGCUGCACCACGUGAACGAGUCCCCACCCUCGAAUGGAAUCGUCUUACACGCCGGCUGAUCCUCGGUUUCAGACGGUUCAAGGCCACGAUCUCCCCCGCUCCGCGAACGCCUCUCGAAGGGGCACAGUUCCUUUGUUCUUGCCCUAUUACGACCACGACCUCUUACGCCACAACAUAAAUCGAUCGAAAAAGUCGUUCGUUCCUUUAAUCCUUGCACUGAUUAUCAAAAAAAGAAAAACGAACAAUUUUUUUUUCGUCAAUCUGAACAUUUCCAAGCACAUCCAACGCGAAGCUGGGGAAUAAUUUUACGCGUUGAAUACGCUCUUCCAUCAUUAUUUCUUAACUCUGGAUAAGUUUUUAAUUAUUAUUGGAUAACUUCUUAAUUUAUCACUGGCAGCGACGAGUAAAACUUGUAAAACUUUCCAUGUAAAAAAAAAUUGUUGUUAGAGUUUUACAAAUUUUACUAGCAAGUUUGACUCGUGGCGUUUAAUCUGGCGUUAAAUUAAAUAUAAUUAAUAGUGUAAUAUAUGUAAUAUAAUUAAUAACAUUACAAAACUCUCCUGACUCUAGAUGGCGAAACGAAACGAAAUUCACUUACUGUUGUACACAGUUGGAAAAAAUUUGUGUUAAAUUUAACAAAUUUUACAUAUCCCAAACGGUCCAAAUUUGUGUGUUUAAUUUAACACAGAUGAAAGUAAUAUGAAUAUUAUACGGAAAUUAACACAAAAAAUGUAACAUUUUGACGCAAUUUGAAGACAAAUUGUGGAAAGCAUAUUUUUUCAGCCAAACUAAUAAUUAUUUUCGAAUUUUCGCUCUAAAGCUAUACAUUAUUUUUAUAUUAUUUAUUCACUACUCAUAAAUUGUGUUGUUUGAACACUGAGAAAUGUUAAAUAUCAAUUUAACACGAAGUGAUUCAAAUAAUUGCAUCAUGUUAAGUUAUAUUCAGGUAUAUGUUAAAAAUUCAACAUAAAAUUUUAACCAGGAUUCGAAUGGACCGUUUUUGACAUAAGUAAAAUGUUUUCCACUAUGUCUUAGGGAGAAUUUUGUUAAUGUUGAUUGUAACGUCGGCCGGAAUCCGGGCGAGUGCUGAGCACAGGUGCACAGGAUUGCAUUGAUUGAUUAAAAAAACCAGCGUGCGCGAGCUCACAUCAUCUUCGGUGUUUACGCCCGCGGUGUAAUCCGUCUCGCGCGCAGAAACUCAUUUAUAACUUUUUUAUCGUAAUUGCAUUUGACGACCGUUUGGCAAUUGAUGCGCUUUCCGAGAAUACACGGUACAUUCCGCCUGUCGGCGCGACGCGGACCGCAAUGAUGCUCAAAAUUAAUUUUAUAUGCGCGCGUCGACGAUAUUUUCCUACAAAAAUAAACAUUAAAACAAAGGGAAAAAACCACGUGAUAUAUGUAACAUCAUUGAGACACGAUUCGCUCGAUCUCUUAUAAGUUCGCUUAUAAGUUCGAGAGAAUUUUCAGUUGAAAUUACUGAGAAUGCGUAUAAAGAGAGUGUCACCAAUUAUCUGGAAAUCGUCAUUUUCAGAUAAAAUAUAUAAUCGCAUAAUUGUUAAUUAACAAAUUGGUAAUUUCAAAAUACGAAAGUAACAAUAACAAGUUGAAAUAAAAUUUUAACUCGUAACUGUAUAAGUAAUCGCUCGUUCUUAAAAUAUUUACACAUUAGAAUCCGAAAUCAUGUGACUAAGAAAGAUUAUACUGUUCUGAGAGUCAAUCGAAAAUUUGUCUAUAAACGGCGGAAUCAAUCAGCAUCGGGAUUGGCGACGCUCUCUUUAUGUAAAAUUACCGUCCCGCGCGCGCUUCCCGCCCGAUCACUGUUUCGCGCUUAUCGCGCGCAUAGAUACUCGCUGAAAACUCCAGGGACUGCAUUUAUCGUGGUCACCUCGCGACGCAGAAACCAACGACGACACUACCAAGCCGAUUAUACUUCUACGUUUUGUACUUAAAGCGUUUUACCGACACAAGCCAACGAACUCGAGGCGAGUUAAGUGAUAAACGUGGGCAAUUAUUGGUUUGCGUUUAGUAGAAGAAGCAUAUCUGUGCAACUGUUUGUAAGAUUCUCUAACAUGAUAGUAUAUUUAUAUCUGUGGGGACCCACAGGUAAGAAUUAAUAUCGUAUUAAAGAAACUUACACGAUAGUUACGAAGCUGCUUCUUCCGUCGAGCACGCAGCCAUCGUUACUUAAAUUUACACAUGUAUACAUGUGUUAUUGAUUGUAAAUUUAUUUCAACGAUAAAUUCGCAAUCAAUAGCGAGUGCAAUAAGUCGUCAGCGUAACAAAUUUAAGUGAUAUUACCGAUAGUAAAAUUUUCAAAAAGCUCGGUUCGCAAAAUCGAUUUUUCGUCACGCGAUCCACCUCGAGUGACGAGCUUUUUUCCUUUACGUUUACGCCUUUUACGUAAAGACAAUCAAGUCGAAUGCGAGAGUGGUGCUUGAGUUUUGCGAAAACUCUGAGGCUUAGAGGCCUAAUUCAAUAGCGAUUAACGAGCUUCUUUUCCAGUAGUUCCCAUCUUUGUUCGCGAAAGUAUUUAGAUUAGAGUAUACUUGCACGUUAAUUGUAAUAGCGAGAGCGCAUAAUGUGCGGCAACGAGACGCGAUUGUUUGCGAUUAAAACGCAACGACGUUUAGGCGAAUGUGCGCGAAUAUCUUUAAUUACGUUGCCGAUGCUUCAGUGUCUUAGAAACCUCAGCUGUCUCGUAUAUAGGAUAAAUUUUCCGUGAAAUUCAUUAGUGUCGGUCCACAAUGAGGAUUUUAAGCCCUAAGCAGUAAAAAAAAAUAGACCAAUCGUAGUCGAAUAUGGGGAGAAUCGAUUGUAAUCGAAUCAAUACCUUACGGAGUAAGGCUUGAAAUCCUUAUUGUGGACCGACACUUACAACUUACGAGAUAAAGGCUGCAUUCACAUAUGCCUCCUUUUUCUUUAAACACUAGAUUCGACGAAGUGUCGACAUAUUUGAAGAUAUCACUCUGUAAUAUAUUUUAGGAGAGAGAUUACUUCGAGGUAUAUUUUUUGACGAGAGAAAAAAAAAUUUAGGCACUUUAGCGCGUGAGAUACAGGAAUUUAAUACUGGAAAUUACUUAUUUCGAGUAUUAUUAAAGCACAGUGCUGAAAAUAAGUGAUUGACUGCUACCUUAAAAUUCUCUAAAGGAUUUCAAUGGAAGGUAACUUAUAAAGAGAAGUAUAAUAAUAAAGAAAAGAUAUUUUUCUCGUGUGACGAAGGGUAUUUCGAUUUCGCAACUUUGCCGUUUGCGUCUCACGUAUAAAGCACAACACUGAGAGACAUUGAGUCCCAAAAUUCUCUUGAUCGUCGCGCGAAGCGGAAGAUAUUCCGCAGUUGAGAGAGCGCGGUCUGCACCGCGAAUAUCCUAUUUUUAGUACGUUCUAAGCAGGUGCUAAGCGUCGUCGGGAAAUUAGAUCUAGUUGUAGGGUUUCGCUGUACGCGUGUCAAAGCGGAUAAUCGGCAGAUUACCGACAUAAACAGUCGUGCAAGCAGUCAUGUCCUAUCGAUGGCCAAGCCAUAAAAAAUUCAUCAGGGAGGGGAAAGCUAUAAGCUCGUGGAAAGCUAUAGCCAGUGGAGAGGCACGACGUCACGGUCGCGGUUGAGGGACGGAUGCAAUAUAGUAAAUACACGAAUAUAUUUUAGGGGUGAGAUUUAACUUUGAGGUAUAUUUUUCGACGAGAGAAAAAAAAGAUUAGGCACUUCAGCGCACUUGAGAUCUAGGUCGUACGCAGAGAUUUGAUUCGUUCCUUCGUGUAACGACAUAUCAUGGAUUCGUACCAGAUCUAUGUAUUAUAUAGGAUUCGCGCGGCGGAGAUAGAUUAUGCAUAUUUUCUGAUUUGCGAGACGUUGUUCGCGCGAUAUUGAGACGAAAUGUCUUCUUAAAGGGCGGUUUAGACUUAACGCGCAUUAACGAAGUAGAUGUCACCGAAGCAGCACAUAUAGUUGUAUACGAUAUCAGAAAUUGUACAGAUAUAUAUAUUAUAUAUUAUAUAUACAUAUAUAUUUUUUUUUAAUCGCGAAUGUAUUUAUAUAUAUAAAGUGGACAAGUACAGCGAAUUAAUGUGAUGAUCUAUUUUGAUGGAUAUAGCAUAUAUAUAUAUAUUAUUUUGAUUCCUAUCACUGGGAAGGUGCACCAAGCGCGUGGCUGCACGGAAUAAAUUAUAUUAACUUUCUA
Messenger RNA from Wasmannia auropunctata (little fire ant), 6020 nucleotides. It is a transcript of the gene Cerk, whose product is annotated as ceramide kinase. The transcript has 8 exons. Gene Ontology annotation, molecular function: kinase activity. Lineage: Eukaryota; Metazoa; Arthropoda; Insecta; Hymenoptera; Formicidae. The record is from RefSeq and is a predicted model, not a curated record. The coding region runs from base 283 to 1860 and encodes 525 amino acids.